Hirundo rustica (Barn swallow) is the source of this 5232-nucleotide messenger RNA. RefSeq names its product vav guanine nucleotide exchange factor 2 (gene VAV2). Gene Ontology annotation, biological process: cell migration; intracellular signal transduction; regulation of GTPase activity. Bases 311 to 2830 code for a protein of 839 amino acids. The record is from RefSeq and is a predicted model, not a curated record. Lineage: Eukaryota; Metazoa; Chordata; Aves; Passeriformes; Hirundinidae. Gene Ontology annotation, cellular component: cytoplasm. The transcript has 27 exons. Gene Ontology annotation, molecular function: guanyl-nucleotide exchange factor activity; protein binding.
GCCGCUUUGUUCGCGGAGGAUGCGGCGCGCCUAACCCCGGCCGAGGCGGUGGGGCCGCAGCGGGGGCAGGGGCAGCCCUCCGCCGGAAAACUCCGCGCCGCCCUCCUUCCUCCUCCUCUUCCUCCUCCUCCCGCUCGCGGCCCCGGCGCGGAGCGAUGCUCUGGGGGCCGGCGGGCGGCGAUGGAGCGGGGCGGUAGCGCGGAGCCGCCGAGCACAGCCGCCCCUCGGGCAGCCGCCCGCCGCCCCUGAGCGCCCGCAGGAGGAGGAGGAGGAGGAAGAGGAAGGCCGGGGGAGCCAGCAGACCGCGGCCAUGGAGGAGUGGCGGCAGUGCGGCCGCUGGCUCAUCGACUGCAAAGUUUUGCCCCCGAACCACCGGGUGGUCUGGCCCUCGGCCGUGGUCUUCGACCUGGCGCAGGCGCUGCGGGACGGGGUGCUGCUGUGCCAGCUGCUCCACAACCUCUCCCCCGGCUCCAUCGACCUCAAGGACAUCAACUUCAGGCCGCAGAUGUCCCAGUUCCUGUGUUUGAAGAACAUCCGGACCUUCCUAAAAGUGUGUCACGACAAAUUUGGCUUAAGGAACAGCGACCUCUUUGAUCCCUUUGACCUCUUCGAUGUCCGGGAUUUCGGCAAGGUGAUCUCUGCAGUAUCCAGGCUCUCCUUCCACAGUAUUGCUCAAACCAAAGGAAUUAGGCCCUUCCCUUCGGAGGAGACCACGGAAAAUGAUGAUGACGUGUACCGGAGCUUGGAGGAGCUGGCGGACGAGCACGAUCUGGGGGAGGACAUCUACGACUGCGUCCCCUGCGAGGAUGAGGGCGAUGAUAUCUACGAGGAUAUCAUCCGAGUGGAGGUCCAGCAGCCCAUGAAAAUGGGAAUGACAGAAGAUGACAAAAGGAAUUGCUGUUUGCUCGAAAUCCAAGAAACCGAGGCCAAAUACUACAAAACACUUGAAGAUAUAGAAAAGAACUACAUGAACCCCCUGAGGCUGGUACUGACUCCCCAAGACAUGGAAGCUAUUUUUAUCAAUUUGGAGGACCUAAUUAAAGUGCACUUCAGUUUCCUGAGAGCCAUCGAUGUCUCCAUGAUGUCUGGAGGAAGCAGCCUGGCAAAAGUGUUCCUGGAGUUCAAAGAGAGGCUGCUGAUUUAUGGCAAGUACUGCAGCCACAUGGAAUAUGCCCAGAACACCCUGAACCACCUCCUGGCCAACCGGGAGGACGUCCGGCAGAAGGUGGAGGAGUGCACGCUAAAGGUCCAGGAUGGGAAAUUCAAAUUGCAAGACCUGCUGGUGGUUCCAAUGCAAAGAGUUCUGAAGUAUCAUCUCCUGUUAAAAGAGCUGCUCAGCCAUUCCUCAGACCGGCCAGAGAAGCAGCAGCUGAAGGAGGCUCUGGAGGCGAUGCAGGACUUGGCCAUGUACAUCAAUGAAGUCAAGAGGGACAAAGAGACUUUGAAGAAAAUCAGUGAAUUUCAGAGCUCUAUAGAAAACCUGCAAGUGAAGCUGGAGGAGUUUGGGAGGCCGAAGAUCGACGGGGAGCUCAAGGUGCGCUCCAUAGUGAACCACACCAAGCAGGACAGGUAUUUAUUUUUAUUUGAUAAAGUGGUGAUCGUCUGCAAGAGGAAAGGAUACAAUUACGAGCUGAAGGAAAUUAUUGAGCUGCUCUUCCACAAGAUGACUGAUGACCCCAUGAAUAACAAGGACAUUAAGAAGUGGUCGUACGGCUUCUACCUGAUCCACCUGCAGGGGAAGCAGGGCUUCCAGUUCUUCUGCAAGACAGAGGAGAUGAAGAGGAAGUGGAUGGAGCAGUUUGAAAUGGCCAUGUCCAACAUAAAGCCAGAGAAAGCCAAUGCAAACCACCACAACUUCCAGAUGUACACAUUCGAAAAGACGACCAACUGCAAAGCCUGCAGGAUGUUCCUGAGAGGAACCUUCUACCAGGGCUAUCUCUGUCCCAAAUGUGGAGCAGGUGCUCACAAGGAGUGCUUGGAGAUUAUUCCUCCCUGCAAGAUGGGUUCUUCAGCAGACCAGGAUUCACUGGGUGCAGGACCUGGUCCUAAAAUGGUGGCGGUUCAGAAUUACCAUGGGAACCCAGCCCCUCCUGGGAAGCCAGUGCUGACCUUUCAAAUCGGGGAUGUGAUCGAGCUGCUGAGGGGGGACCCCGACUCGCCGUGGUGGGAGGGGAGGCUGCUGCAGACGAAGAAGUCGGGUUAUUUCCCCAGCUCCUCGGUGAAACCCUGCCCCGUGGAUGCCAGGCCCCCCAACAGCCGGCCGCCCUCGCGGGAGAUCGACUACACGGCGUACCCGUGGUUUGCAGGGAACAUGGAGAGGCAUCAGACAGACAACCUGCUCAAGUCCCACGUCAGCGGCACCUACCUGAUCCGGGAGCGGCCGGCUGAGGCCGAGCGCUUCGCCAUCAGCAUCAAGUUCAACGAGGAGGUGAAGCACAUCAAGGUGGUGGAGAAGGACAACUGGAUUCACAUCACGGAAGCCAAGAAGUUCGAAAGCUUGCUGGAGCUGGUCGAGUACUACCAGAGCCACUCGCUGAAGGAGAGCUUCAAGCAGCUGGACACGACGCUGAAAUACCCGUACAAAUCCCGGGAGCGCUCUACCUCCAGGACCUUCACCCGCUCCCCAGUGUUCACCCCCCGGGUCAUAGGCACGGCCGUGGCACGGUACAACUUCGCGGCGCGGGACAUGCGGGAGCUGUCGCUGCGGGAGGGGGACGUGGUGAAGAUCUACAGCAGGAUUGGAGGGGACCAGGGAUGGUGGAAGGGGGAAACCAACGGAAGGGUGGGCUGGUUUCCCUCGACGUACGUGGAGGAGGAGGGCGUGCAGUGACGGCGGCCGUGGCCGCUGGAAGUCGUCGAGCGCCCGGAGCCGGCAGCUGCAGCCCGAGCACACCGUCCCCGUGCCGGACACCUCCCAGGACUGCCCCUGCAGCCCCCCCGCGUUCCCCUCUCCGUCCAGGCUGCCCCGGCCUCGCCCCCGUUCCGUGUACAGAAGAUGGAUGGGCUGUAGGAUGGCGCCGGCGGAGCGGCUGCGGGAGAGCCCCGGGAGAGCCGCGCUCGCCCCGCAUGGACAGAGCUCAGAGACUCUGGGGUGCCCCUCCGGGCCGCGGGCGCUGCGCCCCUCCGCUGCCAAGGGGUUUUCAAAAGCCACCGUGGGGAUGGUGGUUGGGAGGGUGAGGCCGAAGGUUUUGUGCCUGGGUGAGAAUUUGGGGGGUCCCGGGGGAGGGAGCCCCAAGGAGAUAACGCAGAGCCCCUGCCACACCACCCAGGUGGUGCCCCAGGUCAGGAUUUUGGCAGUGGCCCUGGCAGCCGUGGGCAGCACCGUGCUGUGGCCAGGGCGAGGGGCAGGCUGGGGACACCCGGCCCGGGAGGAGGAGAGGGCUGUGACCAUUCCGAUCCUCAGAUGUAGGCUGGAAUUGGACCUUUAGGUCAGCCAGGAGGGGAAAGAGCCAUUUCGGCACCCCCAAAGCCCAUUUUCUUUACAGUCGCCUCAGUCCCACCAGCCUUGCUGCGGGCAGGGGGUGCCCAGGGAGCAGACUGGGGAGCAGCGGGUCUCGGUGCAGUGCAGGACUGGAGAUGUGCCCCACACGAGGGUUUCAGAGGCCUCCAAGGCAGCAGGUACAUGCAGAGGAUGUGUCCCUGGGUCUGUCCUCCCCUCGCUGGCAGCAGGACCCCCCAAGCCAGGCUGAUUUUCCUUGCAGCUGUGACAAAUCCCAGCUCAUGAGCUCAGGGCGAACCCACCUGAAUAAGGGCUACGGUGUCAAGUCCUGAACCCUGUCCCUGAGCUGUGACCUCCUCUUCCCAGCUGUGUGCACUUUCUGGGGGCUGGCAGCGUUGUCCCCCACUCCUCCUCCCACAGGCUGUUCCUGCUGUCAAAGGUCCGUGUGUUGUGACAUUCCCAUCACAUCCCGAGCACCUUCCGUCCGAGUCUGCCCUUCCCAAAGUGCAAAUACAAACAAAACACACGUGUGGGGCCGUGACAGGGAACGGCUUUCCUCCAGCUGAGCCCCAGGAGCUGCCUCUGUGAAUACAUUUUUGUUUAGAGCGUUUUGAGCUGGCGCUUCCACGCCCUGACGUGGUUCCCCUGGGAUUUGUGGUGUGCAGCAUCGCGUUCCUGCUGUGGGAUCCCGCUGCAGGCCUGGGAGGUGCCGGUGCUGGGUGCAGCAGAACCACGCUUGGGAUAAGAAAUGGGAGAGUUUGGAUGUCCCAAGGACAAGGGAAGGAUGCUAACCUGGGAAUUACACGCUGCUGCUCGGUGAUGACCCCAAGAGCCAGCUUGCUUUGCUCCCUGGGUCUCUGGGAGUGCCCCCACUCAUGGGGGGGUGUGAGGUGGGUGCAGACGGGAGGUGACAGGGACAUGGGGGGGCUCAGGGCAUUCCCAAGGUACUGUUUGGUGCUAACCCCUCCCAGCCAGCCCCUCCACGCUCAGUUUGAGGGGAGCAGCCAGCAGGGAGCUGGCAAUCCCCUGCUCCCGCGCAGAGCAGAGGGUCCCAUCCCCAUCGCAGAGGCCGUGCCGGAGCCGAGGGGGCGUUUGGGACACACAAACUCCUGGUCUGCCUCAGAUCCUAAAGCCUUACAGCCCCUCCUGUUUAACGUGGUGAUUUGGCCAGGUGGCCAGGGCAUCACCUUGGCAGAGCACAGCCCUGCCACAGCGACCAGGGCACCUCUGUCCCUCCCAGCCCAAAGGGACCCCCACCCUCUGCCAAACCCCCUCCCCCAGAGAGCUCUCCCUCUUGUGUUUACUGGUGUAAGAAACUUGUUCAGAAAAGAGAUUGUUCUGUUUGUAAGUAAUUAUUCAGCCAUUUGCCACAAAUAUAUCUGUGAAUAAGAAAGGGAUUUUUUUUUUUUUCUUUUUUUUCUUUUUAAAUGACGGCGAGAAAAUUGUAUGUAUUAUUUUAGUUCGUGGCGGAUCGUUCGGAAUCGCAACGGGAUGCGUUGGAAAAUAAUAUGUAAAUUCCUCGGGUUUUUUCCUUUGCACUGCACUAACUGGGGUAGGGUGGAGGGGGUUUGAAGAUGAAACUGUUUGUUUUAAUGGACUAGUUUAGAGCUGGGAAUUUGGAAAUCAUUUGGAAUAGCUUGUAAUGCUGGAAUAGAAACUUUUAGCUGCUACUUAGAAAACCCUUUUGCAUGUGGUUUUUCCAGGCCUUUUUAAGUUACGAUUCAUCAAAGUAAAUUCCUCAAUGGGGAAAAAAAAAAACCAACCCGACAAAAUAAAGUGUAAUUUUGCUGAUA